AUAACGCUUGUAGGUAGGUGUUCAUGACCUAACGCACCUCACUCAACCUCUCGUAGCUAAUGUCGUUGUUAAUUUUAAUAUUCGCACAAACGGGUGAAUGCUUGCCUGCAACUUCAAAGGAUGGGAUGGUAUUACGAAUGGACGAGAACACACUGCUCGAAUCAAAGUAAUCAUUAUCAUGGCGUUGAUAAAGUUUGCGGCAGAAAACGGAAUGAUGAAUCACAUGGGAUUAUUUCAAAAUGUUUUGUUUGGAAUUGUUGGAUCACUUAGCUUGUAUCUCGUUGCGUGGAAAAAUUUGGACCAAGCUACAGACAGAUUGAUUCAGGACAACAAAGGAGACGUCUUUGACUUCAUUGUGGUGGGAGCCGGAACUGCCGGGGCAUUAGUGGCAAAUCGACUGAGUGCUAAUUACUCGGUUUUAUUACUUGAAGCUGGAGGAGAACCACACCCAUUUCAGUCCAUACCCGCAUUUGCAACAUUUUUGGUGAAUUAUCCCCAAAAUGAUUGGAUGUAUUAUACUGUGCCACAACAAAAUGGAUUUUUUGCACAAAAUCACCAGGAAUGUUUACUCAGCGCUGGAUUGGGUUUGGGUGGGACCAGCGGUAUAAAUUUUUUGAUGCAUAACAGGGGAAAUCCAGCAGAUUACGAUAAUUGGGCAAAAAUACUUGGGGAUUCAGAUUGGUCUUAUGAAUCCUUGUUGCCCUAUUUUAAACGAAGCGAAAACUUUAUUGGAGAGUACAGCGCAGGAGGCACAGACGACGUUCAUGGCAAACAUGGGGAAAUAAAUGUCCAACUUCCAGACUAUACUGGAAGGUUAGGCAAAUUUUAUCUCCAAGCUGCAGAAGCACAAGGCUAUAACAGAACAGAUCUGAAUGGGCGUUAUACUGAAGGUUUCGACUAUGUGUACUACCCGUUACAUUUUGGCCAACGUGUCAGUUCAUCCGACGCAUUCUUCAAGCCGAUAAAAUACAGGAAAAGACUGACUAUUAGGAAAUACUCUCAUGUCACAAAAGUAAUUUUCAAGGAGGGGGAAGGAAACGAGGCAUAUGGAGUGCAUUACACAAGAUAUGGAAAGAAUCUCAUGGCAUUUGCCAAUAAGGAAAUUAUUUUAUCCGCUGGAGCAAUAAACUCGCCAAAAAUUCUCAUGCAAUCAGGAAUUGGUCCAAAAGAUAACUUGAACGCUGUUAAAAUUGACACUCGCAAAGAUCUUCCAGUCGGAAAAAAUCUGCAAGACCACACCAGUGUUUAUUUAGGCCCAUUCUUCAUCAAUCGCACUUACUCACUGGAUAUUGACCGAGACUUUAAAUUGCUUGACUUUUAUAAUUUUUUGGUACACGGGAAAGGUCCAUUCACAACUAGUGGGGCCAACGCGCAGGGAUUUUAUGCAUCCUCUUUAGCAAAAUCUGCUGGAGAAUCUAAUUGGCCUGACACACACUUGACCUUGUUCGGAGCCUCCAUAUGUUCUUUUUGCGACACUCAAUUGGCAAGAGCCUUCAAUUUUAGAGACGAUGUUAUCAAAACAUAUUAUGAGCAUGCCAAAGGUAAAGAGUCGUUUAUGCAACUGGUGUCAAACGGAAGACCUCAAUCCAGAGGAAAAAUCAUGCUACGCAGUUCCAACCCUAAAAUUCCUCCAGCCAUUGAUCCAAGCUAUUUGGACAACGAGCACGACAUCCGCGUUAUGGUGGAGGGGAUAAAGACUGCAAUUAAUUUGGUGGAAAAUUCUACAGCAUUCCAGAAAAUUGGGACACAUUUUACUGAAGAAAGAUUUCCGGGCUGUCAGGAAGAAGAAUUUCGAAGUGAUGCGUAUUGGGAGUGUUAUGUUCGCCAAUAUACAGUUUCACUCCAUCAUCUUGGUGGGACUUGCGCCAUGGCUCAGAACGAAAACGAUGGCGUUGUUGAUAAUCAACUGAGAGUUUUUGGAACUAAAAGGUUACGAGUUAUAGAUGCGUCGAUCAUGCCUCAAAUUCCUGUUGGUAACACAAAUUGGCCUACCAUCAUGAUUGCCGAGAAAGGCUCUGAAAUGAUUCUCCAAUUAUGGGACAGCACAAAUGCUUCCAAUCACACUCAGGAUCAAAAUGAAACCACGACUGAGGAAAAUCUACUAAUUAAAAAAGCAUAUCCAGACAUCAUCAUUGACUACGAUAUUCAAACAUCUCAGUUAAAAUCAACUAUUAAAACUGACUAAAAUUAACCAUUUGUAUUUAACAAGUAUACAGCAUUUCAAAAUAAAUGUUACAAAUUAAAAAAAAUCGA
Messenger RNA from Folsomia candida, 2253 nucleotides. RefSeq names its product glucose dehydrogenase [FAD, quinone]. The transcript is spliced from 8 exons. The coding region runs from base 98 to 2185 and encodes 695 amino acids. Gene Ontology annotation, molecular function: oxidoreductase activity, acting on CH-OH group of donors; flavin adenine dinucleotide binding. The record is from RefSeq and is a predicted model, not a curated record. NCBI's taxonomy places the organism in Eukaryota, Metazoa, Arthropoda, Collembola, Entomobryomorpha, Isotomidae.